Molecule: messenger RNA, 552 nt
Organism: Fusarium sp. VM40
Lineage: Eukaryota; Fungi; Ascomycota; Sordariomycetes; Hypocreales; Nectriaceae
Source: the annotation of a GenBank genome assembly
AUGGCUCUCAACGGCAAUCUCAGACAGCCCUCGCGCUACAUCACAACCCACAACUCAGAAGGCAAAGCCAUCGUCGACACAACCCUUGACUCGGACGCUCCCUUCUACGAACUCCCCAGCAAGGACGCCCACUUCGCACUGGGAUACGCCACAAAGGAGUUCCCAGCCAAGCUCACCAACAACGCCGACCUAGACUCGUACCAGGGCUUCCUGACCAAUCAACCAGGCCUGACCGUGUCGACCGGCACUGUCCUGCGCUACGUCGACAUGUGCCCCGGGCUUGUUUCGCCUAUGCAUCGCACUGUUAGUCUCGACUAUGGUGUUGUGCUCGAGGGCGAGGUGGAGCUUAUCCUGGAUUCGGGCGAUAAGCGUGUGCUAAAGAGGGGAGAUGUCGCGGUGCAGAGAGCGACUAUGCAUGCCUGGAGGAAUACUAGUGAGACUGAGUGGGCGAGAAUGCUUUACGUUCUUUUGCCAUCGACGGCGCCUCAGGUGGGGGAUAGGGAGUUGGGUGAGGACUAUGGUGACAUGCAGGGUGUCAAGGCUUCUGAAUAG